CAUUAAUGCCGAACUACUACUGCUCAUAACCAGACACCAUGACCCUCAACAUGAAACCAGCCCACGACGAUGCAGACUCCUCUCCAAAAGCAACCUGCACCCCCCCCAAACUGCCCUACGAGCCAAGCCCAUCCAGUGUUCCAGUAGUAUCCCUCAAGUUGAACUCCAAGCAGCUUGACUGCCCAACCCAAGGAAGAAGCAAACAAACGCGAAAACGUGUGCGGAUAAACACACUAGCCGCCACAAUCAGGCAGGCAGGAUUUCAGGGCAAAACCCCCUCAAAUCACACCAGACUCGGCAGCCUCGUCCUCAUCAACCGUUGUAUCACCACCAUCCUUCUUUCCACCAUCCUCCUCCUCCGCGGCAUCCUCCCUGGAGAGCAUGUCCGGGUUGAGUCGCGCCUUUCCGGUAAUGAGGGGAGCCGACUUGCGGGCGCGGGUGCGCUUGGAGCCUGCGGCAGCAGCCGCGUCGACCGUCUUGCUCGUUCUGGCGCGCUUCUUGGACAUUGGAUUGACGUCCUGGGCCUCGUCGUUGUAGUCCUCGGCCAGUUGGUUGUUGCCGCCCUUCUUGGCAGCUUUUUCCGCGGCGAUCUUCUGCUUGAUCAUGCCCCAGGCAUUUUUCACCGUGCCUGCUGCGAGGCCCAACUCGGCGCUGGCUUUGGUGUAGUCGGGCUUGAUAUCCUGUAAUGGGGGGAGAGGAAUAUUAUCAGAGGCGAUGACGCAUUGAGCCAUG
Molecule: messenger RNA, 732 nt
Organism: Parathielavia appendiculata
Lineage: Eukaryota; Fungi; Ascomycota; Sordariomycetes; Sordariales; Chaetomiaceae
Exons: 2
Coding region: 39-686 (215 amino acids)
Source: RefSeq, a predicted model, not a curated record